AUCGGCUCAUGCUUUUUUGAUUAUUAUUUUUUAACUUAACUCUGAUUCCUCAACCUUGCCUAUCUUGCCGUUUUACUACAUAUCCGAGUCUCCCGCAUCCCGUUCCUCUUCUUUUUUCUCUCACAACACACGACCAACACCAUGUCUGUCCCCAAAUCCGAGUAUCUCAGUAACGCCUGGGCCAAUGGCAUAUUCGCCAAUCGGGUGUUAUUCAUCACUGGCGGUGCCGGAACCAUCGGCAGUGCUCAGACCCGUGCGCUUGUGCAUCUCGGUGCUGACGCCUGCAUCAUCGGGCGCAAUGUUGAAAAGACAGAGGCCGCGGCGAAGGAGAUCGCAAAGGUCCGCGACGGGGCCCGGGUGAUUGGUAUCGGCAAUGUUGAUGUUCGCAGCUUCGACUCCCUCAAAGCAGCCGCAGACCGCUGCGUGAAGGAGCUCGGAGCAAUCGACUAUGUCGUCGCCGGCGCCGCGGGCAACUUCAUCGCGCCCCUCUCGGGCCUCAGCCCCAACGCCUUCAAAACGGUCAUGGACAUCGACACAAUGGGCACCUUCAACACGAUCAAGGCGACCAUCCCGCACCUCGUCGCCUCCGCCGCGCGCAACAGCCCCAACCCGCACCCCUCCGGCCUGACCGGCGGACGCUUCCUCGCGGUCUCGGCCACCUUCCACUACACGGGCAUGCCGCUGCAGGCGCACGUCUCGGCCGCCAAGGCCGCCGUCGACUCGCUCGUGGGCUCGGUAUCCAUCGAGUACGGCCCGCUGGGCGUGACGGCCAACUGCGUGGCCCCGGGGGCCAUCGCCGGCACCGAGGGCAUGGAGCGCCUGUCGAGCGACCUGAUGACGCAGCGCGAGAAGGACCGUGGUGUACCCAGCGGCCGCUGGGGCAACGUGCGCGACAUCGCCGACGCGACCGUCUACUUGUUUAGUGAUGCUGGGAACUACGUCAACGGCACGACCCUGGUGGUGGAUGGCGCGGGGUGGCGUAGGCAGGGUGGGUUGGAGGUCGGGCUGGAUCCGGGGAUGACGUACCCGGAUUAUUUGUUGAACGGGGAGGUGAGCAAGCAUUUGAAGGAUGGGCGGGCGAAGGGGAAGUUGUGAGGGAGG
Chaetomium fimeti is the source of this 1101-nucleotide messenger RNA. RefSeq lists its product as uncharacterized. The coding region runs from base 142 to 1095 and encodes 317 amino acids. The record is from RefSeq and is a predicted model, not a curated record. Gene Ontology annotation, biological process: fatty acid catabolic process. Gene Ontology annotation, molecular function: 2,4-dienoyl-CoA reductase (NADPH) activity. The transcript has 4 exons. NCBI's taxonomy places the organism in Eukaryota, Fungi, Ascomycota, Sordariomycetes, Sordariales, Chaetomiaceae. Gene Ontology annotation, cellular component: peroxisome.